Molecule: messenger RNA, 679 nt
Organism: Monomorium pharaonis (pharaoh ant)
Lineage: Eukaryota; Metazoa; Arthropoda; Insecta; Hymenoptera; Formicidae
Gene: mRpL20
Product: 39S ribosomal protein L20, mitochondrial
Exons: 3
Coding region: 212-658 (148 amino acids)
Biological process (GO): translation; ribosomal large subunit assembly
Cellular component (GO): ribosome
Molecular function (GO): rRNA binding; structural constituent of ribosome
Source: RefSeq, a predicted model, not a curated record
UGCCCAUUGCCCAUAUCUCGCGGCUCGCGCCAGUCGCGCCACUACCCAACCAAUAUAACCUAUCGCUUCUUGAAACGUUGAGACUGUUCAAAUUUAUUUUCGUUAAUUCUCACUCACGAUUUUAAUUACGUAUCGUAUCAUUUUGUGUGAGAUACGAGACGUUUCGAUAACACGAAUUAAAAGUUUUUUUUUCAUUCGAUUAAAGUAAAGUAUGGUUUUCUUGUCAUUAAACCUUUUAGCUAGAGCUCGCGGACCUGACGAGUUUUGGCGAAAACGGAAAAUAUUCAAGCUUGCUGCGCAUUAUAUCGGUAGAAGAAGGAACUGUUAUAGUAUAGCUAUUAGGAGUGUACAAAGAGCCUUGACAUACUGCACCCAAGGCAGAAAAUUGAAAAAAGAAGACAUGAAAGAGUUACGCGAACAAAGGCUAGAAGCUGCUACAAAUGAACAUGGUAUAAAUUUCACAAUCCUUAAAGAAGGAUUAACAAGGUGUAACAUUCUACUAAAUCGAAAAUCACUGGCAGACUUGGCAAUUUGGGAACCUCGAACUUUCAAAGCGAUUACAGAUAUCGCAUGUGCAAGAAUAAAGCAAGACAAUUUCAAGACUACUAUGAAUAUUCAAGUAUCAAAGAGCAUUAUUGUAAGGGGUUUGAUUAAAUAAUUUUUUUCAUAGAUAUUAAAG